AUGGCUUUUGGUUUGAUAUCACGAAAAAGUGCAAUGGAUGCACUGGAAAAGCAGAAUCCACAACAGGUGACACCGGAAGAAUGGAAAAAGGUUUUAACCCCUUUGGAAUACAGUGUUGCUCGAGAAGGUGGUACCGAAAGGCCAUUCUCAGGAAAAUUUGACAAACACUUCGAGACCGGGUUGUAUGUCUGCCGCUGUUGUGGAGCACAACUUUUUAAAUCAGACGCUAAAUUCAAUUCGAGCUGCGGCUGGCCAGCUUUCUCAAAAUCCGUGGACAAUGAUUUGAACAUAGUGAGGUCAAAGGAUACUUCAAUGGGAAUGGAACGUGUUGAGGUGCGGUGCAAACAGUGUAAUGCUCAUUUGGGGCAUGUUUUCAAUGAUGGACCAAAGGAAACUGGUGAACGUUAUUGCAUAAACAGUUGUUGUAUUGAUUUUGAGAAGUAA
Molecule: messenger RNA, 444 nt
Organism: Acanthocheilonema viteae
Lineage: Eukaryota; Metazoa; Nematoda; Chromadorea; Rhabditida; Onchocercidae
Source: the annotation of a GenBank genome assembly